This is a messenger RNA of Pelobates fuscus (common spadefoot toad), 1170 nucleotides long. RefSeq names its product opsin-3-like. Gene Ontology annotation, cellular component: photoreceptor outer segment; plasma membrane. The transcript is spliced from 5 exons. The record is from RefSeq and is a predicted model, not a curated record. Gene Ontology annotation, molecular function: G protein-coupled photoreceptor activity. Bases 1 to 1170 code for a protein of 389 amino acids. NCBI's taxonomy places the organism in Eukaryota, Metazoa, Chordata, Amphibia, Anura, Pelobatidae. Gene Ontology annotation, biological process: cellular response to light stimulus; phototransduction; G protein-coupled receptor signaling pathway.
AUGUCUCAGAUCAACAUCAGUGACUUGAAACAGCAACCUUGGGAACAAAAUAAAGAUCUAUUCACUCAGGACACAUAUGAACUCCUGGCCCUGACAGUGACCAUAUUCGGAAUUCUGGGAUUUUGCAAUAAUUUACUAGUGCUGAUUCUUUAUUGUAAAUUCCAAAGAUUACGGACUCCUUCUAACCUGCUCCUGGCUAACAUCAGCCUCAGUGAUCUUUUCUUUUCUGUUUUUGGAGCUAGUUUUACUUUUGUGUCCUGCAUGAGAAGGUGGUGGGCCUGGGAGAGUACAGCCUGUAUUUUUGAGGGAUUUAUCAAAAGUCUGUUUGGACUUGUCUCAGUAUUCACAUUCACGGUUCUUGCCUAUGAACGAUAUGGUCGAGUCAUACAUGAUAAGGUCAUCGAUUUUCCAUGGGGCUGGAGAGCAAUUACAUGGGUCUGGAUUUACUCAGCACUCUGGGCCUCAGCACCUCUAAUUGGAUGGAACAGAUAUACCUACGAAAUCCAUGGACUUGAUUGUUCUUUGAAUUGGAUACCAAGUGGGCCCAAAGAGAUAUCCUUUGUAUUAGUUUUCUUUAUUGCUUGCCUUGCUGUUCCAAUGGGCAUUAUGCUUUUCUGCUAUGGACAAAUUCUAUAUGCCAUUCGAAAACUUCGGAGUGUACCAAACCUUCACACUAGUCAAGCAGUCAAAAUUCUAGACUAUGAGAUAUAUGUGGCCAAAAUGUCUUGUUUGGUGAUAUUGGCUUUUCUCUGCUACUGGAUGCCAUAUGCCGUGAUGUCUCUGCUAGCAACAUGUGGUAUUGGCCUGGUGACUCCAACAAACGCCAUGAUACCAUCUUUUCUCGCUAAAUCAAUUGCAGUUUCUAAUCCAGUGAUCUACUUAUUCAUGAGUAAAAAGUUCAGAGAAGGUGUUCAAGUCUUAUGUUGUCACUGUUGGGGAUUCCAGAGGACAUUUCAUGGCAAACCUUUCUAUAGACAUAGAAGACGCAUUCAACCAAUCUGCGUCCCACACAACGGUGGCAACCGAGGCAAAAGAAGAAUUUCUUUUAGUUCUUCCUCCAUAAUAUGUCAUGUAAGCACAAAACAAACUGAAACCCAUCACACAAGUAAAGAUUCAAAAGGCUUUGUCACUAAGGAGAGGCUGUUGGGAAAAGUUACAUUUUCCAGUUGA